AUGCGUGGCCUCCUUUUUUCCUUUUCCUUUUCCUUUCCCUGUCCUGUCCUGUGACUCCUGUCCCGCUGCUGCUGGUAGAGUCAAGCUUAGCCAUGGCGGCGACAACACUGCCGCUCCGGCUCCGCUCCCUGCUGCUGCUGCUGUGCCAGCUCCUCCUCCUCCUCCAUCCCUUCUUCUCCGGCGCGACGCCGUGGAUCACCACGAAAUCCGUGUCGCGCCUCCCGGGGUUCAGCGGCGGCGACCUCCCCUUCUCACUCGAGACAGGGUACGUGGGGCUGGACGACGGCGUGCGGCUCUUCUACUACUUCAUCCAGUCGGAGCGCAGCCCGGAGGAGGACCCCGUCCUGCUCUGGCUCACCGGCGGGCCCGGCUGCUCCGCCCUCUCCGGCCUCGUCUACGAGAUCGGCCCUCUCGCCUUCGACUUCGAUGGCUACACGGGAGGCCUGCCUACUCUGCUCUACAAGCCAGCUGCUUGGACCAAGGUUAGCAAUAUCAUCUUUGUGGAUUCUCCGGCAGGGACCGGCUUCUCCUACGACAGCACACACAACAGAACCAUACCCAGCGACACCAUAGUUAUUCGCCAGCUGCACAUCUUCCUACAGACGUGGUUUGAUGAACACCCGCAGUUCUUGCCCAACCCGCUCUACAUUGCCGGUGAUUCUUACAGUGGCCUAAUCAUACCUUCUCUUGCCAUGAAAAUUGCUAAAGGAAUAGAAUCUGGUGAUGAGCGACUUGUUAAUCUCAAGGGUACCAUUGCCGGCAAUGCAUUUACUGAUAUAAAAUUAGACUUCAAUGCUCGACUUCCAUUUCUUCACGGGAUGGGAAUUAUACCUGAUGAACUCUAUGAGGCUGCUCGGGAAAACUGUAGAGGAGAAUACCGCAGUCCAUCAAAUGCCCCCUGUGCCAAUUCCCUCCAAGCCGUCACGGACUGCAUAAAGGAUGUAAAUGAUGUGCACGUCUUGGAGCCACGAUGUCCGGAGUAUCUUGAUCUCACCAUUUUUCACAAGCAGCUGAAGACAUUGCAAGAUCAUGGAAGGAAGAGGCUGAUGCUAGAGUCAGCAGUUUCAUCUGUGUGCAGGAAUGCCACCUACUUCCUGUCUGAAUUAUGGACAAACGACAAAGCUGUAAGGGAGAGUUUGGGCAUUCAAAAGGGAACGGUUCCGUCGUGGCAAAGAUGUGAUUUCCACAUACCUUACAUAAUGGAAAUCUCCAGUACCGUGUAUGAUCAUUUAAGCUUGAUCAUGAAAGGAUACCGGUCGAUGAUAUACAGCGGCGACCAUGAUAGUAAAGUAUCUUUUGUUGGCACCCAAGCAUGGAUCAGACAUCUUAACCUCUCUGUCACAGAUGUUUGGCGACCUUGGCACUUGGACAGCCAAGUUGUAGGAUUUCAUUUCAUCCUCUUUAUUUGCCUAGAUUCACGAGAACUUACUCCGAUAACUUGACAUAUGCAACUGUAAAGGGUGCUGGUCACACGGCUCCGGAGUACAUGCCCAGGGAGUGUCUUGCUAUGAUCGAUAGGUGGCUUUCAGGCCAGCCUCUUUGAUCGAUGGAUGUUAAUAUGUUGUUGUACUGCAUACGGAGGUUCAUAUGAUCAUAUCUCUAUUUUGUACGUACUACGAAGGAGAAUGGCACUAGUUGUCAUCUCUAGACAAGGAGAAUUUGGCAAAGUAGCACGUGAGACAUUAGGAGUACUUUCAGCAACAACAGCUGGAGAAAAAACUUAUACAGAGGAGUUCCUUAUCAGCUCUGGUAGUAGAUGGAACCAAAGGAAUUCUGUCUUCCUUGCUCUUCCCCAUGUCAAGUAAUAAUUGCAGCAAAGAAAGAGAGGAUAAGUGGUCUUAUGAAUAAAGCUAUGCUUUCUGGCAACGGUGCCUGAAGAUUGUUUCGAUACCCACAGGUGUAGAGAAUCGAGACAAUCUUCGAUAGGGAGUAUUUUACCCAAAUUUGUAUUUGACACGAUGGGAGCCAAUGAAUACUGAUACGAUCAUAAAUUAUUGACUCAAAUUUGCCCAAA
This is a messenger RNA of Brachypodium distachyon (stiff brome), 2014 nucleotides long. Its product is annotated as serine carboxypeptidase-like 17. Gene Ontology annotation, molecular function: acyltransferase activity, transferring groups other than amino-acyl groups; serine-type carboxypeptidase activity. Lineage: Eukaryota; Viridiplantae; Streptophyta; Magnoliopsida; Poales; Poaceae. Gene Ontology annotation, biological process: secondary metabolic process; proteolysis. The record is from RefSeq and is a predicted model, not a curated record. Bases 93 to 1442 code for a protein of 449 amino acids. The transcript has 12 exons.